Messenger RNA from Phycomyces blakesleeanus NRRL 1555(-), 474 nucleotides. RefSeq lists its product as hypothetical. The transcript is spliced from 2 exons. The record is from RefSeq and is a predicted model, not a curated record. The annotation marks the transcript as partial. Gene Ontology annotation, molecular function: phosphoprotein phosphatase activity. Lineage: Eukaryota; Fungi; Mucoromycota; Mucoromycetes; Mucorales; Phycomycetaceae. Gene Ontology annotation, biological process: dephosphorylation.
UUGUUGGUGUUAAUGUUGUUCUGUCAGAAGAAAAAGGCAUCGUAUCUUGUGGGGCGCGAGGUUUUGUCCCCAAUGGGAGUCUCGAAAAUGUACAGAAAAUUCGCUAUCUAUUGCCAAUCCGAGGUCCGUCAGGCGCUCGAAAUCUUCACAGAUCCGUCCAACUACCCAAUUCACAUCCACUGCACGCAGGGCAAGGAUCGUACAGGUAUCAUGGCCUGUUUAUUGGAGCAUAUCGCAGGCGUCCCUAAGGAUAUUAUUAUUGACGAUUAUGCAAAGACUCAGCAAGGGCUUGAACCUGUCAGAGACAUGAUGUUGUCAGAAAUCCGUAAAGCUGGACUAACGGAAGACUUUGCAAAUGCACCACCAAAGGCAAAGUAUCUGAAUGGCAAGUAUGGAUCUGUUGACGGAUACUUGGAUGCCAUUGGUUUUGGUAAACAAUCUAGAGAUAAAGUACGCAAGAUAAUUGCAGUCUAA